AUGUGCGCCGUUAUACCGCUCCUUACGGCCACUCUGUUCUUGCUUGCCGUCCGCGCCGCCAAUACCUGCUACUACCCUGAUGGUAGCGUCGCCGACAAGGACAUCCCGUGCAGCUCCUCCAGCUCAGGCGCCGCCUGUUGCCCCCAAGGCUGGCAGUGUCUUGACGAUGGCAUCUGCCACUUCGAUGAAGAGGACUGGAUCACCCGCUACACUUGCACAGAUCGAUCCUGGGAUUCCGCCGCCUGUCCCCAGUAUUGCCUUGGCGGCACCCCGAACGGCACCGAUGUGGGCAAUGUCGCUCUGCUUGAGUGCAGCGACAACCAGUACUGUUGCAACGGUGACAGAAGCGGGGCCACCAAAUAA
Messenger RNA from Lasiodiplodia theobromae, 363 nucleotides. RefSeq lists its product as uncharacterized. The record is from RefSeq and is a predicted model, not a curated record. Lineage: Eukaryota; Fungi; Ascomycota; Dothideomycetes; Botryosphaeriales; Botryosphaeriaceae. The coding region runs from base 1 to 363 and encodes 120 amino acids. The transcript is spliced from 3 exons.